AUGGACUACGAAUUCCACAACGCCAACGCCUGGGAAGAAACCAACCCCGUCACCCCCGUCCGCAAAGCCAAAAAGCCCAAAAAGAAACCCAAGAAGAAGCCCUCCGCACCCCCCUCCGUCGCCGGCUCGGUUCGCGCGGCCAGUCCCGCCCGCUCCAACAUUGGCGUCCGCAUUGACCCUAGUAGCCCGCCUCCGGGCAGCGCGACCGUCCUGCCAGAUCCACCACCAGUACCGCCAAGUCCCGCGAGAUCAACAAGUAAUAGGAGCAGUAUCAGCAAUAACAGAAAUGCAUCUGCUGCAGGCCGGGCGACAAGUCCUGCAAGAUCUGUCAGCAGCGCGGGAGGUAGGACCCGCUCGGGAUCUUCAAGUGUCUGGGUUGGGACGGCCACUCCUUCCAGAGCGCAGUCUGUAAAGAGCCCGUCGUCCGUCAUUGCGCCAUCGGAGUAUGAUGAUCCCUGGGGAGAGAACCGGAAGUCGUCUUCUGACUUUCGGGAUGAUUUUUACGACGGAGACGACGAUGAGGAACUGGAUGAGUUGGAUGAUCCGCAUACUCUAUCAGCGUACACUAGGCCGAUUUAUUACGACAAUGGGGAUAUAUGGGGCGAGGCAGAUCCAUAUGAGGGACCUGAUGGGCUGCGGAGAGAGAACGAAGGUGUAAGGUUGGAGAGACUCGGGGCCGCUCCAAAUGGUCACUUUGAGAUAGCGGAGCGCCGUAGUGCCAUCUUUGAUGAACGAUUCUUUGGGCCCAGAGGUGUAAAUCUCCGCCAUAUCGCGCAAAAGACAAACACGUACGUGAGCAUGCCGAAUGACGGUGCAGACCCUCAAGUGCACAUAUGGGGGCGGCCAGACCAGGUCGCUCGCGCCACCCGAGAUCUUAUGCUCCUGUCAGAGCACAUCUUCCACCAGAUGAACCUCGAUGCAAAGGAUAAAAAGGACGCCCGAAAAAAAGGUCGUCCCGGCCGUGAACGUGAACAUGACUGGGCCAGAGUCCGAGCCCAGCCCAGCGAGCGCAAGCAGCGCUACCUCGACCAGGAGAGGCGCAGGGAAGAGAGGCAGCUGGAUGGGUAUAUGCUUCAAGUCCUUGGGGAGGACCCGGACGCUGUGGAUAAAGCUGUUGCAAGACUGUAUGGAGCAUUCUGUGGGGCAGCUGCAAAGGGUCGCACAAUCACGGAUAAGCACCUUCUUCAUCCUCCGUCUAUGGAUUUACAGAACACCCGUGUUAGUCUUAUCAGAGAACGGGAGCUGGAGAACUGUCAGACAAUAGAGAGAUUCUGGGGGAGUACGGGAGUACGGGCUCUCCUCGUGGGCGAAUUCCCAUCCUGGGAAUUUGUAGAGGCCUGGAAGACCAGGAGGGAAAUCCUGGAGGCAGCCAAUGACCGUUUUAUCAAGAAAGCGAUGAAUGAAGGACUGAGAGAAGUCGUUUACUUUAGAGGUUAUGCCUCUUUGAAGAUAAACUUCGGGACUUUGGUUCUCUUUGGUUAUAAAACACCACCGCCAGAGGGGUACUCUAUUGAUGAUUUCUCUCGCAUGGUCCGGGACCCAAUGAUAUGUGGAGAGCUCAUCAAGCACAUAGGAAAGGAGCACAUCGCAAAAGCAUUAAUUACCGAAUGCCACGCACGAAAGGACCUCUUCCACCACGUGGACCGCGGCCACUCCAAAUUCGCCGAAAACCCCUACGGCGACCUCGUCGACGGCCAGGGGGAUAUCCACGACAUCCACGACGACCUCGAUAUCCCCGACCCCACCAUCGAGGCACAUUCGAGUGCACAAUCUACAAUGGGCCCUUCGCCUCCAAGAUCCGCCUCGAGAUUGAGUUUGAGCGCAUCCCCGAAGAGCGCCAACCCCAACAACAUACGGGGUGGUGUCAGGCAACGCCGCAAGGGCCCUGUCGACAUCAAGGUCAUGGAUCUGGAGUCAGACCUUGCGUGGCAGAUAGAGUUCCACACGUACGAGUUCUGUCCCGAUGCAGACAAGUACCCGAUUUUCAAGGACUUCCUGAAGAAGAUCCGCAUCGAGGAGAUCCCCGACGAGUCCGAUCCCAUUGGACCCCCGCGCCCGGGCAGCGCGGAUUCCAGGAGGAGGGUCAAGAGGAUCUGCUACGCGAACCUCCCGGGACUGGUGGUGGACAAGAUUGUGCAGAAGACGAAGCACCAGUAUUGGAUCUCGAGAACGCAGUACAAGUUCGAGAUCACCCAGUACGAAUGCUUCUUCCCCGAGAGCAUCGGACCGAGCCGUAUGAGUCUGACAAAUCUAUACCCGCUCGGCAUCCAAAUCUCCUGGAAAGGACUGGCAACAGACCACGACGUCCGCUGGGGGGCAUCUCUCAUGAAUGCCGACUGGACACACAAUCUCGCGCAGCAGUCUUUAAUUGGACUGGGGUGCUCGGGCGACUGGGAGCCGGAGAUAGAAAGCUUCUUUAAAAGCUCGGGUGUCGGUGGGUUUAACCACCCAAUGUGGACAAGGGAUGGGAAUGUCCUAGGUGGCCCAGACCCUGGGAUGGGGACGGGUGGAAGGAGCUCAUGA
Molecule: messenger RNA, 2523 nt
Organism: Morchella importuna
Lineage: Eukaryota; Fungi; Ascomycota; Pezizomycetes; Pezizales; Morchellaceae
Exons: 8
Coding region: 1-2523 (840 amino acids)
Molecular function (GO): RNA binding
Source: RefSeq, a predicted model, not a curated record